GUGACUUUGAAGUGUCGUCUGAGCAGUGUGACGGCUUACUCAACGUUUUUCGAUUUUCCACCUCUUAAAGAUUGCAUACAACGUUAUCAGACGCCAUGCGAUCUCUGGAAGCGAAAAUCGUCGUGCUCGGCAGUCAAGGCGUCGGCAAGACGUCCCUCGUGUUGCGAUACGUCGGGAAACUCUUUCCGCACACGGUCAGUCCGACGAUCGGAGCGUCGUUCUUUACCUUCAAAAUGACUGUUGAGAACUAUAGAGUUAAGCUGCAGCUUUGGGACACGGCAGGACAAGAAAGAUUUCGAUCGAUGGCUCCUAUGUAUUACCGUAAGGCCAAUGCAGCAAUGUUAGUAUAUGACAUUACAUCGUCAUUAAGUUUUGAGUUGAUACAGGGAUGGGUGACAGAAUUGAAGAGAAAUGUAGAAGGGAGAUUAGUUUUAUGUUUGGUUGGAAAUAAAAGUGACUUGGGUGACCAACGUGCAGUGUCGCAUGAACAGGCUCAAGAGUAUGCCGAGUCGAUUGACGCAUUCUUCUUCGAAACGUCCGCGUUAACAAACUCAGGAGUACAAGAGGCAUUUCUUCAAGUCUCUCUGGGUCUCAUCCGAAUGAACAAAGAAAUCAUAAUGGACAUGAGCGACGAAGUCAGCGUUCGACCGAGUGUCGGCACAGCGUUGAUGGAGGACGAAGCAGACGAUCACGUCAGGUUAGAGCAGUACAGGCGAGCCAAUGACACCGGCCAUAAAAUGGGGUCAGGUCGACGAUGUUGUACGGUCUGAUGUAGGAUGCAUAGAAAUUUUAGUUAUCAUACCGUAGACAGUUAAUUAAAUUUUUUAUGAAUUAGCCGGCGAUCGAUUGCAUUUUGUAAGGAAAAUGCGGGCAUUUUACAAAAUAUAGGCAAUACAUCAAUGUCGUUUCGCUUCUUUUUGUGAAC
Corticium candelabrum is the source of this 925-nucleotide messenger RNA. RefSeq lists its product as uncharacterized. Gene Ontology annotation, cellular component: endosome; Golgi apparatus. NCBI's taxonomy places the organism in Eukaryota, Metazoa, Porifera, Homoscleromorpha, Homosclerophorida, Plakinidae. Bases 96 to 770 code for a protein of 224 amino acids. The record is from RefSeq and is a predicted model, not a curated record. The transcript is spliced from 8 exons. Gene Ontology annotation, molecular function: GTP binding; GTPase activity.